CUUCCCUUAAACACAUCAACUCGCCAUAGACGCUCUUCUAACCUACGACUUUCAUAACAUAACAUCACUUCGUGAAAGUUGUGUCGAGUCGAGUCGUCUAGCCUUUGAUAGAGCUGUCGUCUGGUUGCCCGUUCAAGGCGUAUUUCUUUCUUCUAUCAGCAGACAUUGGUCGCAUUUCUUACUUGCAUUCAUUCGCACUUGGUGCUGUGCUGCACACCGAGUCGCAACAUUCCUCUGCUUCAUUUCCUUGUGUAUAGUUGACUCGCAUACCAAUGCGUUGAUAGUCGCUUGCUUCAACUUGCGACAACAUUACCCAUCACUACUGUAGCAUGGCUACUGAAUCGGUAUGUAGACCGCGCCACUCGCCCUGAUUCUCGGGCAAAAUGUCUCUGACUAAAUCUCAGGUGCACCCCUUGCGAAUCAACAAGACAACUACACCAACCAAAGGUCCAUCCAUCAUGGCGAGUGGAAUCCCUCGCCCGCUGUCGGAGCUCUCACCGACAGAGAUGAGAAGAAACUCUCCCAGCUGGCAUAGACAAUCUACUGGUUCUCCCAAGGUACGUCGGCUGACCGCCAGCUCAUGUUUGGCCUUCUGUAUUGAUAGCAUGCAGAAGUCCCCCGGAAAUCCCGACUCGUCACCAUUCCAGCCUUCACCUGUGGAAUCAGUGACAUCUCCUCGUUUGUUUUGGCAAAACCGCAACUCUGAAAACCUGUACGGAUCUGGGUCACCAUCACCAAACCGCCGCUCUUCGAUUGAGCGUCUUCAGAAAGCAUCUCGAGUGAGGAACAGCAACAUCCUUGCACUCGAACAGAAGCAGGAAUAUGAUCCCACUCGAAUCCCUCAGAUCGAAAGACCCCUCGCUAAGGUCCAAGGGAACGCCUUUGGGUCGACUGGAUCCUUCCGCUCCUCGACUAUCGAGCGCCCAAUCUUUGGUCAUUCUCGAAGUGACAGCGCGAUGACUAUUCCCGCCGUCAGUCCAAAGUCGUCUACUCAGGCAGCCGGCUCACCGAAUCGUCCUCUGACGCCCAGCCGAGAUCAAGUGUCGCCUACAAAGUCCUCCCUUUCACACUCAAGGUUCAAGAACAGCUUUGACAUGGAGACAAACACUUGGUCAUUUGGCUCACCCGAAGAGGACGAUGAUCAUCCAAUGGGACGUCGUCAUGCAAAAAGUGUGACUUUUGAUGCCGCGCCUCCUCAGAUCAACGAAUAUGAGAUGGCAACUCCUGACCUGUCUUCUAUUGGCACCAACUCUCGUGAGGGUAGCUAUGAGUCAAUCGAGUAUGAUGAGGAUGAUGAUGACGUCCUCUAUGAUCCUGGCCGUGUCGAUCUUGAGGGCGAUAGCUUUGACGCUUCUCUGGAAGACACAGACAAAACUCCUGUUGUUGGACCUGAUGAUUGGAGAGGUGAUAGCCCCAUGGUGAACCGCAAUGGGCCCCGCGAGUAUAGUGACAGUCCCAUGCCUGAGAGUACACCUUCUGCUGCCACGGCUGGUCGUCCUUUGCACAUUCGAAGUGACUCCACAGCUUCAAAUGGGGAGCAUCGACCUCUGCCACCUCUUCCCGGUUUUAUGAGUCAUUCCCGCAACAACUCUGCACCCUCUUCACCUGCAUCGCCAAGUCUGUCAGCAACCGCAGAACGAAUGCUUGGGUCUAACAGAAACCUCCCUUCUCCUCCUCAAGCCUCUGCCACAAGCAAGUCAGACAUCCAUAGCAUUGGCAACGCCAAGAUGUCGCUUGAGGAGCGAUUGAGACUCAUGAUGUUGUCAGAUGAUGGCGAUGGCAAGACAGCAGCUGAGCAGCAGCGUGAGCGUCGCCUUCGUAGAGCUAAUGGCCGCGAACGAUUGAGUAGCCCAAUUUCCGAGCCUGAGUCAACAACCAGCUUCAACGAUGCUCUUCAAGAACAGGAUGACGUUGUUGGCGACAUGUCGGCUCUUGAUGAUUAUCAAUUACCUCCUCGUAUUUCCCGGGACUCCAUCAUGCGAAAGGUCAACGGUAACAACAAAGCAUCCGAUCAAGAAAAGGAUUGCAUCUUCUCUUCCCCUCCUACCUCAAGAAGCCCAAGCAGAAGCCCUGAAAGGCAGGUUCCUGCGGACCCUGAUGUGCCUAUUCCGUCUACCGAAGACUCUUUGCACGAUAUGUCAGAUGAUGAGGAAGAAGAGGAAGAGGAAGGUAGUGUCAUCAUCAGAAGAAUGCCUGAGAACGAGAUUGAGUUUUACGAGGACUCAGACGUCGACUUCGAUGAAGAGGAGUCCAAGCUGGAGCUACCAGCUGACAGUGAUAGUGAAAGUCACUAUUCGUCGCAGGAGCCUACACCGGCACAAGCCAAACCUGAAAAAGUCCAAGAGGAGGCAAGAAAGGAAAGUCCAGAGCUCGCCGACCUCCGAGAGGAGGUCAUGACACCUAGACCUACUCAUACACAAAACCAGAGCGUAUCAUCAUUGCCAGACUUUGCUUCUGGUGACAAAGAUGCCUCCUUCUCGCGAGAUUUUGAGUCUUACAUGCUCCCCGAGCCUGAGGAGCCUGAGGUAGUUGAAGAGCCCGUGAAAGAAGCCAAGGAGCCUGAAGCUCUCAAAAUGGCUGAUGCUCAUGCUUACCUUCAGCGCCCAUUCACUCCUGAGCAUCUCUCCAAGCCUGAGUACGAUGGUACUGGAUGGGGUGAUCCUGAAGACGAAUAUGAGGAUGACUGCCCCAGUACACCAGACUCGGUUAUUCAUCACCCAGUUCCCGUCCGUGUGGAAGAACCUGAGCAAGCCGCUAUCCCCGAGCGAUCUGCCACCAUCAAGGCCCCGGGUUCAAAACUUAAGACUCGUUUGUCAAACACUCCCUCAGACAUUAGUGCGAUGCGAGAGGCUCGCCGACAAGUGAGCAUGGAGGUGCCUGAUGUCCCGCCGAUUCCCGACAAGCAUAGCAAGCGCCUCUCGAAGGACAAUAAUGGACUCUUGCUCACUGGUGACGAAUUCAUCAACCGACAUCCUAGCUUCAAGAACCGCAGCUUGACAUUGGAUCUUGACUUAGGUCUCAGCCUCGACCAAGACUUUGAGCGAGUCAUCGAGGCGCAAAAGCGCGGUUAUCUUAUGCGACAAAACACGAAAGUUGUUACCGCCAGUGACAAGGAUACCGAAGAAUUUCGAGUUGCCAGAUCCGUCGGAAAUUCUCCUGUCAAGGAGGAUAGGCCCAUGUCAUGCAUUGUCGAGCCAUGGAACGGUAAGCCUCGCCAGAGAAGCGUGCGGAAGCGUGUUGGCGGCAGCACUGGGCCUGUGCCCCCCAUGCCCGGUCAAGAAAGUAACGCAACAGCCGUCAGUCAUACUCCUAUCGACGAGGACCUGACCCUUGAAAUGGCUACACCAGAAAGCGGAGAGAGAGGCCGGCUAUUCGUCAAGGUCAUGGGUGUCAAGGAUCUUGACCUGCCUCUUCCAAGAAAUGAGCGAACUUGGUUCAGUCUCACCCUCGAUAAUGGUGUACAUUGUGUGACUACAGCAUGGCUUGAGCUAGCACGCAAUGCCCCAAUUGGCCAGGAGUUUGAACUCGUCGUGCCUAAUGACCUCGAGUUUCAACUGACCCUCAACGUUAAGCUCGAGAAACCCGUUGAGCGUGCCAAGCCGCCGCCACCUACAGUCAAGACCCAUAAGCACAAAACCUCGACCUUCAGCAGGGUAUUCGCAUCACCAAAGAAACGCAAAGAAUUGGAGCUCCGCCAGCGGGAAGAAGAGGAGCGAGCUGUACAGCAACAAAAAGACGCCCAGGCCAAGCAGCGCACCGGACCUCCCACAGCUUACGAGCUUCUAUCCCCUCUGGCUGCGGAGGACGGUAGCUUCGGUCGCGCCUAUGUUUGUCUUCGGGAACAUGAGAGUCGGUGCUUUGGUCGACCUUAUAUGGCCGAGGUUGCCUGUUUCAAUGAAUGGGCCACGGAAGAGGCUGGAUUUGCGUCCAGUGUCAAAAGCAAGCGUGGCAACACGGCCGUUGUCCGACGUGCACCCUACAAGGUGGGCAAGUUGGAGCUCCAGCUCCUCUUUGUUCCUCGCCCUAAGAAUGCUACGGACGACGAUAUGCCCAAAAGUAUGAACUCAUGCAUUCGGGAACUCAAGGCAGCAGAGGAGAGAAUGUCGCGCAACUGGGAGGGUCACCUCAGUCAACAAGGUGGUGAUUGUCCUUACUGGCGUCGCAGGUAUUUCAAGCUUGUGGGCACCAAGCUCACUGCUUAUCAUGAGGCAACUCGUCAACCUCGAGCUACUAUUAACCUGGCCAACGCCAAACGGCUAAUUGACGAUCGCCGAGCGUUGACAGAAAAGGAGACCACUGGCAGGGGGGGCCGACGACGUCGAUCUGCUUUUGCGGAAGAUGAAGAAGGUUACAUGUUUGUCGAGGAAGGAUUCCGUAUUCGAUUCAACAACGGUGAACUUAUCGACUUCUACGCAGACACAGCUGCAGACAAGGAAGGCUGGAUGAAGGUCCUCACCGACGUUGUUGGGCGUGACAAUCCAGAUGAUGAUUCUUCAAAUCAGCGAGCAAAGGCCAAGUGGUGUCAGUUGGUCCUUCGACGAGAAGAGCAACUACGUCGCCGAGCAUCAGGUCGCCGAGUGAACUCACGGCCUAAGAGUAUGUUCCUCUAAGACACGAUGUGGCUUGGACAAGCUGUUAUGACGGAGACGAAAAUGAGACAAGGUGCUGGACGCCGUAACACUACUACCUGGACCAGGCGUUCAGGACCAGCAGGAUAUCCGUGAUAGAUGUCUCUGUUCUCCAUUCUUCUGGCAUUGGUUUAUAUGGUUGACGGUUGAUGGGAUACUACGUUGAUGUUGUAAUAUGAUUGGAGUUGGGAGGGCUGUUGUAUCCUUGACUGAGGAAAUUGGGAGCAUUGGCCGUUUAUGCACUUACAAGGCGUCGGCAAGGACAUGGCUUAUUAUUGUUUCACUUGUUUCUCGGGGUAAUAGGCGCUUGCGCGCCAAGGGAUUUCAGUUUAUAGCAUGGGAUUAUAAUGAUCGUCUAAAAUGUCACUAAGUGUAAGAGAAGUACUUUGCUAGGUUUUUUCAUGGUGAUGUUGUAGAUGAUGGCACGUGACAACCCACGAACAACACGUAUUCAUGUUCAUGCGAGCGAUGUUGAGUGG
Messenger RNA from Fusarium redolens, 5107 nucleotides. RefSeq lists its product as uncharacterized. Gene Ontology annotation, molecular function: GTP binding. Bases 384 to 4610 code for a protein of 1408 amino acids. Lineage: Eukaryota; Fungi; Ascomycota; Sordariomycetes; Hypocreales; Nectriaceae. The record is from RefSeq and is a predicted model, not a curated record. The transcript has 4 exons.